This is a messenger RNA of Cryptotermes secundus, 6657 nucleotides long. RefSeq names its product (E3-independent) E2 ubiquitin-conjugating enzyme UBE2O. The transcript has 18 exons. Bases 431 to 5023 code for a protein of 1530 amino acids. The record is from RefSeq and is a predicted model, not a curated record. NCBI's taxonomy places the organism in Eukaryota, Metazoa, Arthropoda, Insecta, Blattodea, Kalotermitidae.
GUCACCCCUGCAUUGAUUUGUGGGGUUUGAAAGAUUCAUAGUUUGGCACUCCUGGUCUAGUUGUAUUCGCCCCAUGAAUUUAAUAUAUCGAUAUUAAUUUAUAUUUAUGGAACGUUGUGCUCGUUGUCGCUCUCAGGGACAGUAAUAUUUGUACCGUAGAAGUCAAAAUACUCGGAAUGUUUAUCCUUGAAUUUAGGUGCAUUGAUUAGUCUAAUUGGAAUUAUCAAUUUCGUUAACAUACGUAUUAAUUGUAAUAAAUUAGUGUAAGGAAGAAUAUAAAAUACAGACGUUACGUUUUAUUAUGCCGAACAAUUGUUUUUAAUUAUUGAAUUCUGUAAUCUAUUACACCUUACAUUCAAUUCCGAACAGUUCAUUUGAGUGGAAAUUCGUACACGUUGUGGUCUAGCGGUAAAAUUAGGAGGAUGUUUCGAUGGUUUCGGUGAUUGGCUACAUGGGGCAAACAGACUAUGCUUUGAUAGCUUCCUGUCAGUUGGCUCCGGUCAUCAUGGCUGCGGAACAUCAGUACUUUUAUGAAGAUGAAGUGUACAGAAUUAAUAAGAAGGGUAACAUUGAAUUUGGAAUGGUGCUGGAAAAUUCCGAGCUUGUUAGUAGUGACGAAAAUUCAGACGUUGAAGAAGGGGGCAGGAUGAGGAAGGGACACAUUCGUGUGGCAUGGCAUCCUACAGGAGUGGAAGAAAUCAUUCCAGAACGAAAGGUGCAUCUAGCUGACAGGUCACUGAUGCCAGGAGAUGUUGUUAGACGCAUGAUAAAAGGGAAAGAUACACAGCGUGGUUAUUGCAGAGACAUAAAGGUGACAGCCUGUGUACAAGUUGUUGGGACCAAACAAGUAAUUCCCAGUGUAAAAAGUGAAAACCUUACACCAUUAGAGGAAUUUGCAGCUGAUAUAGCUGCAUGCCUGGAUUCAUGGGUUGGUGGCAUUAAGACUGUUCAUUCUAAGCUGCUAAUCCAGUGCUCUGAUGGCUCUCGCUGCAUUAUUAAUGAUAUUGAAGCAAGUUUCAUGGAGGAUUUUAAUGAGAAGAGAGAUUGUGAAUGUGAAUUCCGAAGCAACCGUGAUGAUUUCUACCCAGGGCAGACUCUAUGGGGCCCAUUACAUUGUCUGGAAGAAGCAGAGUGGAUUCAUUGCACCAAAGAGCUGAAGGCCCAGCGAGCCAAAGCCAACAAAAUUAUCAAAGUGAUGGUGGAGGAAGUGCAGACUGAUUCUGUUGGAGUGCACUGGCAGUGCCGAGCCUACUCAAAAGAUGGCGCUGGUGCUGAAAAAGAACAGCCGAAAUUUCUAGUGCAGGGAGAUGACCUUAAAAGGCUCCGUUUGCUGAACGUAUUUGAGCCAUGCACGUUACAAGUCGGUGACCGUAAUUUCUACACUUUUCGAGAAGAUGACACUGUUGUCAUAAAAGAACAUUGGCGGCGUUCACAGCGUGAUUUUGUUCUGGCUGGUAACCCUGUUACAAAUGGACCUGCUUCCACCAUACAACAAACCAAGACACACAGCCCAAGUAGGGACAGGAGCCAAGAUAUUUUGGCAGAUCCAUCAGAAUCUACCAACCAGGUUGCUGUGCCAAAUACCGAUGUUCAGGGCACUGUUAGCAAUACGCACUCUGUGAUGGUUCUGCAUCCAGCAGUCCCAACAGUUGAAGUGACGAAUGGGAGUCCCAUGCCAGGAUCUGAUGUGAAUGCGGGUGGUGACCACCUGGAGGACUGGGACACAGAGGACACCGGAAGCAUGUCUGAUACGGCCUCCAUUAGCAGUGGUUGCAGUAGUGUCGGAUCACAGGGAAAGAAGAAACGAGGACCAGCUCUGAUGACGAAAGUUCUGAAAAAGAAGAAGCUACGUAGAACGAGGAAACGAGCCCCUCCUGUCACUUUGCAGCCAGGACAGAAAGUUGUGGUCGAGACACUGUCCACUUCAUCCAUUGCUGAUGUUGUCUGGCAGGAUGGUUCAGUUGAGUAUGGGAUUCCAUCAACUCAGCUUUAUCCCAUCCACCAUCUGGAUGAUCAAGAAUUUUUUCCUGGUGACUUUGUUAUUGAGAACAAGGAAGAAAGCUGCAUGAGGGUGUAUGGCGUGGUUCAGAGUGUCGACCAUGCCGGAAGAACAGCCACAGUAAAAUGGUUUAAAACUUACACCUCUCAAGAGGAGCCUUGCCCUGCAAUGUUGGAAGCAAAUGAAGUCAGUGUGUAUGACCUGAAGGAUCACCCUGACUUCCAGUAUCGCCCAGGCACAGUUGUGAUCAGGGUCGCCAACUUUGAGGGAGAAGAUGCGAACUGUACAGCUGGUCAAGUUUUGGAUAAUUACCCAGAAGGAAUGGUGCGUGUUUGGUGGGUGGAUGGACACGUUUCAAUGUCAUGGCCUCAGGAUUUGUACAAGGUUGGCGAGUAUGACAGUGAUGAAGGUGAACUGUGGGAUGAUGGUAGCAGUGAUGCCUCAUGGGAAACAGAAUCAGAGGACUGUGUUAUUGCCGAUGAUAUAUGUCCUGAAGAAGAUUUAGAAGAAAUGCUGAAGCCAAAAUUAGCUGCAAACAUAGAGAAGGCUCGCAUUGCCAUGUCUCGCCUGGAAGAGAUCUUCACUCAGAACCCAUCACUGCAGACAACAAGUGUCAUGCGACAGUUGCUUGAUGUUUAUAAGGACUGCAGGUACUUGGACAAACUGAUGGGAACUUCAUUUUUCCAUGAGAGGCACUUCCAAGGUCUUCUGGAGCGUGUAAGGGAGCGUGGACGUGCCAAUGUGGCCCAGAGGGUGGCUGAUCAAGUCAGUAGACUGUUCCAUCAGUCAGAUGUUAAUAAUGUUCAUCCCAGUCUUGUGACAUGUACCAAUUCUCUUGAAGAGACUACAUUCAGCAAUAAAGUCUCCGAUCCAGCAGGAAGUGGUAAACAUUCUGAAAUGGGUGUGGUCAGAAAGCAAGAAGGUGUGAUACAGAGUGCAUCUGACGUAAGUACUUUGGAAGUGGGGGGUAGACAGAGUGGAACCAAUGAAGUGAACUGUGUUUACUUAUCGGAGUACAGUGCUCAUAGGAUUGGUGGUCAGGGGGUGACCGUUGAUGACUGUAACAUCCCUGCAUCUACUGUAAAUAAGGAUAGGAGUAGCGGCAGUAUUGCCAACAAUGACUCACUUCCAUCAAGAGAGUUUCUUCUCAGUGAAAACUUGGUAAAUCUAGAACGACAUGUCAUCACUGCUGCAAAUAAUCACAACUGCAGCAAUCUCCACGAGUCUGAUGAUGUUUUGAGGGAGAUUGUGACAGAGCCACACUGUACAGCUACUAGCAAAUCAAGCGGAAGCAUUGGACAGAGAAGUAACGGGAACUACAGUAACAACAAGUUGCACGCACAGAAUGAUGAGAGGGGUGGUGGAGUCACGAGUAAUGCCACCAAACAUAAUGGGUGUUAUGGUUCUCCAGUUGUGUCUGCGAAAGGCAGGCAUUCCACAUCCACAAAUUCAGCUGCCCCUGUAGCAACUGCUUCUGAGCCUCACAAUUCUAGGCGGUUAUCAGAUGUCAGUGGAGCAUUGGCGGGAACUGCGGGCGGUUCCCCCUUGUCCCUUUCCUUGGUGUCCAAUUCUCAUGUGUGUGUGAAACUUUGUUCUCUGAUCAAGGCUCAGCUCGUUAAAGCUCACGGAGAAGUUACACGUCGAUUCGGUGGCAAUCAGGGUCUUAUGACUCUAAGUGAUGCGUUCAAUACUCGAUUUCCAGUUGAUAAUGGCAGCCAUAAAGACGAGAAUGAAGCCGAGGAAGGCGGAUGCAAAACAGAUGUACCUGCAGGUAAAAACCAGGGCAGAGAAACUCAUGUUCCGACAGAGAGCAGGAAGCCAGAGCCGCUGUGGGAUAUGCCUGAAACAACACAUUCAGAACCUUCAGCAGCUGCAGAACUGCCACCGCUGUCGGAGAAGGUGAAGGAUGGUUUGAAGGACAUGUUCCAUGCGCUGUCCAGACUAGGAGGGGGACAGAUGGUGCCAUCUCAGAAUCAGCCCACGGGUAUCAAGUCUGCGGAAGUUGGAGACAAGGAAGAAGUUUUGGCAGCAAGCACAGAUUCUGCUGCUGUUAGUGCUCCUGCAGAAGAGAGCAAGGACCGAGGGACAGCAAAUCCUGUACAGCACACGGGAGAGGAAGUUGCUGAUGAAUCUUGUGGUGAAGGAUUCUCAGUUAUGGACUCCGCCCCCAACAGCCAUAAAUUCAAGCUGACUAUGUUCCAGCCAGUUGAUCCACAGAACUUCUUUCGGACUGUUAGAAAGGAAAUCAAACUUCUACGAUCAUCAUUACCACCGGGUAUAUGGGUUAAAGGGUUUGAAGAUCGAAUGGAUUUGUAUUCAGUAAUGAUCCGUGGACCAGAGAAGACUCCAUAUGAAGAUGGAUUGUUUUUCUUUGAUUUCCAACUCUCAGCUGAGUAUCCUAAGGCCCCACCAUUGUGCCACUAUAUUAGUUAUUGCAGUGAUCGCCUCAACCCAAAUUUGUAUGAGGAUGGUAAAGUCUGUGUUAGUCUGCUCGGUACAUGGAGUGGGAAAGGCACAGAAGUGUGGACCCUCCACUCAAACUUGCUUCAAGUUAUUGUGUCAAUUCAAGGCCUGAUCUUGGUGAGUGAGCCAUACUUUAAUGAGGCAGGCUAUGAGAAGCAGAAAGGGUCACAGCAAGGCAAGGAAAAUUCACGAAUGUAUAAUGAAAUGGCAGUUCUGAAGCUGGUACAGUCUCUCACAAAGCUAAUCGUGCAACCUCCACCGGUCUUCCGGGAGGAGAUCAUGCAACAUUUCCGGCAGAAUGCCUACAAGCUAGUGAAUCGUCUGGAGACGUGGUUGGAGAUAUCUGAGCAGUACAACUCAACUCAUCCCAUCACCCCAACGACUCCAACUAGUUUUCGUGAAAUGCAUGGGCCAGCCAUUUCAAAUGUGUUGAAUGCUCAUCUGCCAGAAUUUCCAUUAAUUCCGGCAUCGAAGGGUUUCUGCUUGACCCUCCACAAGAGUCUGGUUUUGUUUCGUGAUGUACUGUCAUCAGUGUCUAUAAGAGAGGAACCCACCAGUUAGUACCAGGCUGCACUCUGGCCACAAGUAAGUAAAGUGUUCCAAUUGCUUGAAUUGGGUCGAUCACGCAGCGUGGCAUAGAACGUCCAUUUGUGGACGAUCGAGAGAAUAUGUGCACGCAUAUGUGUGUGGGAAUAUUUCUUGUGUGAUGUACUGAGGAUGCAGUUGUAAAUCCAAAUUAUUCACAUUUAGUAAUAAAUAUUAUUGGGUCAAGUUUAUGAUGCAGGAAACUGUACUAUUAACUUAAUUGUUGGAAACUUAUGUUAUGAAUGAUGCUACAGAAUAUGUAGUUUCUUCUGAAAACAAGGACUGAUGAUAAGUAACUUAAAUAUUCUUUGUUCAUGAUACAGAUAUCUAAUUUUUCACGGGUAGAUUUAUAUUUAUUGUGAUUUAGUUUGCCCAGGUUAUAUACUUUGUAAUGAAGUUUGCGAGCAAACUUCUGGGUACGAGUACAGUGAUAUAUAAGAUACUUGCUAAUGUUAAGGACUAGAAUAUUUACAGGCUAGCAAGCAAUACUCAUACAUCAAAGCUAUUCAAAAUACUGUGUUGGUUCCUCAUCAUCAUAUAUUAUUACAAUCUAGUUUCUUAGAUGACACAUGAAUACCAGUGUCAGUUUGUAUUACAGUUCACCAAAUGUUAAUGAUAAAUAAUUGAGAAGGCCAUCCGCUUCCUGUUAUGGCACUCAGAACGCCAAUUAAUUUAUUAUUCUAUAGCAGUAUAACUGAUUUUGUAAAUUAAUUACUUUGUUGUAUUAUUUUUAAACAAAAUCCUAUAGGUUGUAUAAUUCUCAUUGAGUGGAUUUAGUAAGUAAACUGUACACAAAUCAAGACCCAACAGUUGUAGACAUCUAUAAAUAAUAUGGUUCUUGGUUUCUGUGCUGGAGUAGACUAGCAUGAUCAGACAUACAAAUUGAACAGCUUGCACUGUUAGAAUUUUAUUGUGCUGCCCUUCCCUUGUUGGUGGUCGUGGGUUUAUAAAUUAUCCUUUUUAAUACAGUUUUGAAAUAAAAAAUAAAUGAAUUCAGUGCAACGAAAACCAAACAAAAGUUUGACGCAGCUUCAAAUUUUACUGUUUCAGUGAAAUUACAUGGAAAUACUCAUGUCAGUUUGAUUUUUAUUUCUUUCUUUAUUAGUUAUUGUGUUACUCCGGGAGGUUUUUUCAUUGUUUUUUUAUUUUUGCCGGCCUUAUGUUUGGAGAAAUAGCAAAUCCAUUUUCACAUACAGAAUCCUAUUUGCUCUCGACUGAGGCGGAAUCGUUGCUUCAUCAUUUUUCUGCAAUAUACCUAGAGCUCCUGCAAGAUGACAUGCAAAUCUGAUCUAUAUGAAACAAAUAUAUCAUCAGGAAAAUAACAUUUUCUUGUACUUAUAUUCUAAGGAAGUUGUUCUACUGAAGUGUUGCUUGUUCAGUUAAUCCAAAAUGUGCAUGUUGAUAGGUCAUUUGAGUGGUUACUCAAAAUUUCAACAGAAGGCAGAAAACAUAGAUUGUAUGGCUCAUAUCUCAUACUUUGUUUGCUGCAUAUGUAUCACAGAGUGUUGCACUACCUGUUAUAUACAGUUUCUGAUCAUAUUAUAUCAAGUUCUGCCUGUAUAUUGUUGAAAUGUACUUAAACAAGCACAAUAAAAAAGUUUGGUUCGUUA